Messenger RNA from Manis javanica (Malayan pangolin), 533 nucleotides. The record is from RefSeq and is a predicted model, not a curated record. NCBI's taxonomy places the organism in Eukaryota, Metazoa, Chordata, Mammalia, Pholidota, Manidae.
CUCCCUCUCCGUCUCAUUCCAGGUCCAGGAUGGGGGCCACAUCUGUCUGGGCCUUGGGCCUCCUCAUACUCCAGAUGCUGCUCUUUGUGGCAGGGGAGCAGGGCACACAGGACGCCACCACUGCAGCGGCAACCACCGAGAAGGGGCUCCGCAUGCAGAAGGUGGGGUCUGGGUCGGUCCGGGCUGCACUGGCAGAGCUGGUGGCUCUUCCCUGUCUCUUCACCCUGCAGCCAUGGCUGGGUGCAGCCCGGGAAGCCCCUCGAGUCAAGUGGACCAAGGUGCGGACCGCAUCAGGUCAGCGGCAGGACUUGCCCAUCCUGGUGGCCAAGGACAAUGUGGUUCGAGUGGCCAAGGACUGGCAGGGACGCGUGUCACUGCCUGCCUACCCCCGGCACCGGGCCAAUGCGACGCUGCUGUUGGGGCCGCUGAGAGCCAGCGACUCGGGGCUCUACCGCUGCCAGGUGGUGAAGGGCAUCGAUGAUGAGCAGGAUCUGGUGCCCCUGGAGGUGACAGGUCAGUUGGGGGGGGGGUAG